Gekko japonicus is the source of this 2158-nucleotide messenger RNA. RefSeq names its product zinc finger protein 883-like. The annotation marks the transcript as partial. Gene Ontology annotation, cellular component: nucleus. Gene Ontology annotation, biological process: central nervous system development; regulation of transcription by RNA polymerase II. The record is from RefSeq and is a predicted model, not a curated record. The transcript is spliced from 4 exons. Gene Ontology annotation, molecular function: RNA polymerase II cis-regulatory region sequence-specific DNA binding; DNA-binding transcription factor activity, RNA polymerase II-specific. Lineage: Eukaryota; Metazoa; Chordata; Lepidosauria; Squamata; Gekkonidae.
AUGCUGGAAAGAACUGCAGUCUUCUUCCUCCUCCUCCAGGGCCCGGUGUCCUUCGAGGAGGUGGCCGUGUCUUUCACCUGGGGGGAGUGGACCCUGCUGCGCCCGGCCCAGAGAGCUCUCUACAAGGACGUCAUGCUGGAGAACUUUGGGAACGUGGCCUCGCUGGGUGAGGAUCCCCAUCUCCUUGUCUCUCUCCUCGAUGCAGGGAGGAGUGACUGCGAUUCCUUCAAGAGCCAGUCUCUCACCGAUUGUUCCAGCUCCUCCAGCCGUUCCCCGGUCGACUCCUCCGGGAUCGGCUCCCGAGGACCUGUGACAGCCAAACCUGACCUCAUAUCAUGGCUGGAAGGAGAAGACGAGCUGUCUGCUCCGUUCUCUGAGGAGGAGGCGGGAUUGACAGGAGACAUGGGACAGUCAUCGAAUGAAGCCGAAGAACACCGAUGGAUGGAUACAUAUUCUGAUGCGAAAGAGAAGUUUGAAUAUUUGGAUGCACCGAGGAAGGAGGAGGGAAAACAUCAACCUAAAGGGAGGAGUAAUUCCGGGCUUUUACAGGAGGAUGAUUCUCUGCACCAAGAAGUAGGUCGAGGAGGCAACAGGAAUGACUGCACUGCAAGCGAGGAAAAUGUCACUGAAAUAUCCAUUAUUAAUAUUCAGCAAAGGGUUUGUAACAGAAAGAACAUAUAUAAAUGCCUGGAGGGUGAAAAAAGUUUCAGACAGAGAGUGCACGUUACUUUCUAUCAAAGAAUUCACACAGGGGAGAAACCAUAUAAAUGCCUGGAGUGUGGGAAAAGCUUCAGUCGCAGUUCACAACUCAGAGUCCAUCAAAAAGUUCAUACAGGGGAGAAACCAUACAAAUGCCUGGAGUGUGGGAAAAGCUUCAGUCAGAGUUCCAGUCUUACUUCUCAUCAAAGAAUUCACACAGGGGAGAAACCAUAUAAAUGCCAGGAGUGUGGGAAAAGCUUCAGUCAGAGUUCACACCUUUGUGUUCAUCAGAAAAUUCACACAGGGGAGAAACCAUAUAAAUGCCUAGAGUGUGGGAAAAGCUUCAGUUACAGUUCCAGUCUUACUUCCCAUCAAAGGAUUCACAAAGGGGAGAAGCCAUAUAAAUGCCUAGUGUGUGGGAAAAGUUUCAUUCAGAGUUCAUGCCUUCGUGUUCAUGAGAAAAUUCACACAGGAGAGAAACCAUAUAAAUGCCUGGAGUGUGGAAAAAGCUUCAGCCAGAGUGCACACCUUACUUCCCAUCAAAGAAUUCACACAGGGGACAAAUCAUAUAAAUGCCUGGAGUGUGGGAAAAGCUUCAGUCACAGUUCCAGUCUUACUUCCCAUCAAAGGAUUCACAAAGGGGAUAAAUCAUAUAAAUGCCUAGUGUGUGAGAAAAGCUUCAUUCAGAGUUCAUGCCUUCGUGUUCAUGAGAAAAUUCACACAGGAGAGAAACCAUAUAAAUGCCUGGAGUGUGGAAAAAGCUUCAGCCAGAGUGCACACCUUUCUUCCCAUCAAAGAAUUCACACAGGGGACAAAUCAUAUAAAUGCCUGGAGUGUGGGAAAAGCUUCUGUCGUCAUGAUAGCCUUACUUUCCAUCAAAGAACUCACACAGGGGAGAAACCAUAUAAAUGCCUGGAGUGUGGGAAAAGCUUCAGUCAGAGUUCCAAUCUUACUUCCCAUCAAAGAAUUCACACAGGAGAGAAACCAUAUAAAUGCCUGGAGUGUGGGAAAGGCUUCAUUGACAGUUCCGGUCUUACUUCCCAUCAAAGAAUUCACACAGGAGAGAAACCAUAUAAAUGCCUGGAGUGUGGGAAAGGCUUCAUUGACAGUUCCGGUCUUACUUCCCAUCAAAGAAUUCACACAGGAGAGAAACCAUAUAAAUGCCUGGAGUGUGGGAAAGGCUUCAUUGACAGUUCCGGUCUUACUUCCCAUCAAAGAAUUCACACAGGAGAGAAACCAUAUAAAUGCCUGGAGUGUGGGAAAAGCUUCAGUCAGGGAGCACAAUUUGUUUACCAUCAAAGAAUUCACCAAGGGGAGAAUCAAUACAAAUGUCUGGAGUGUGGAAAAAGCUUCAGUAGUAGUUCCAGUCUUACUUCCCAUCAAAGAAUUCACAUGGGGGAGAAACCAUAUAAAUGCCUGGAGAGGGGGAAAAACCAAAAGCAAAAAGUGAAGAUUCAUG